AGGGUGUGGGAGGUGAGGCCGGCUGCGGGCGGCGCCGGCUCCAGGCUCCUCCUCCUGGCGGUCCAGCCUUUACCCCCACCCUCCACCCUCCUCGGCUCGGAGCUGCAAAUCCUAGGCUUCCCCAGCAACCUGGGAGCGGCAUCGGGCACAGUGAAGGCAGUAGGGGGAGCGCAGCCGGGCGGCCGCGCUGAUUCCUUGGGCAUUAGUGGUGGCAUUAGAUUAGCCCCUGAGGCAUCGCGGAGCCCGGCACGCCCCAGCGGGGGCUAGAGAAGGGAAGCCGGGGCUGUAGCUGGGCGGGGGGGAGGAAAGUGAGCUUGUCUGAGUGCGUGUGUGCGAGAGUGUGGGGGGCGACAGGUUCAAUUUAGGGCGGCAGAGAGGGCAGGGGAACCGGGGUGCGGCCCCCGAGGGUCUCCCGCCGCGGCGACCGCUUCCCCGCGCCCCUCACCAUGGACUUGCGCAGAGUUGGGAUGCGCCUCCACCGCAGCGCGCGGAUGGCUGCCCGGCCCUGGGGGUGCGCGGGCGCGCGCGCGGGAAUGGCGAGGUAGGAUGGCGGUCCAGCGCGACCCCUGCCGCCCCAACCCAGAGGCCCCCGGGCAGUGCAGCUGACUCGCUGGAGCGCUUAGGGGUGUGGGCGGAGGCCGCCCCGCAGCUCCAGCGUCUUCAGGAGUCGCUUCGCCUCUUCCACCCACUCGCACCUGCCACCGUGCGGAUACCAUGUCGAAGGCGGCAGGAGGUGCAUCGGCGGCGGCGGCGGAAAGUUGUCCCCCAACCUCUGCCGGCCAGUCUGCGGCCGCCGCCGUGGAGGACCUAUCCAAAGUGUCGGACGAGGAGCUGCUGCAGUGGAGCAAGGAGGAGCUGAUCCGCUGCCUGCGGCGCGCAGAGGCCGAGAAGGUGAGCGCGAUGCUGGACCACAGCAACCUCAUCCGCGAGGUGAAUCGCCGCCUGCAGCUGCACCUCGGCGAGAUCCGCGGGCUCAAGGAUAUUAACCAGAAACUCCAGGAGGACAACCAGGAACUGAGGGACCUCUGCUGUUUCCUGGAUGAUGACCGGCAGAAGGGCAAGAGGGUGUCUCGGGAGUGGCAGAGACUGGGCCGCUACACGGCUGGGGUGAUGCACAAGGAAGUGGCCUUAUAUUUGCAGAAGCUGAAGGAGCUGGAGGUGAAGCAGGAGGAAGUGGUGAAGGAGAACAUGGAGCUCAAGGAGCUGUGUGUGCUGCUGGAUGAGGAGAAGGGUGCGGGCUGCGCGGGCAGCCGCUGCUCCAUCGAUAGCCAGGCCAGCCUGUGCCAGCUCACUGCCACUUCGGCGCCCUAUGUGCGGGAUGUGGGCGAUGGCAGCAGCACCUCCAGCACGGGCAGCACCGACAGCCCCGAUCACAAACACCAUGCCAGCGGAGGCAGCCCUGAGCACCUGCAGAAACCCCGGGGCGAGGGCAGCCCGGAGCACUCUAAGCACAGGAGCACCAGCCCCGAGCAUCUGCAGAAACCCCGGGCCCCAGGGACCCCAGAUCACCCCAAAGCACUCAAAGGACCCAGCCCCGAGCACCACAAACCCUUGUGCAAGGGCAGCCCGGAACAGCAAAGGCAUCCCCACGCGGGGAGCAGCCCUGAAACCCUGCCGAAGCACGUGCUAAGUGGGAGCCCCGAGCACUUCCAGAAGCACAGGCCCGGAGGCAGCCCCGAGCAUGCCAGGCAUAGCGGAGGGAGCCCUGAGCAUCUUCAGAAACACGCCCUCGGUGGAAGCCUGGAGCAUCUACCCAGAGCCAGGGGCACCAGCCCGGAGCACCUCAAACAGCAUUAUGGGGGAAGCCCGGAUCACAAACACGUGGGCGGAGGUGGCGGCGGCAGCGGCGGAGGCAGCAGGGAGGGCACCCUUCGAAGGCAGGCGCAAGAGGAUGUGUCACCCCAUCACCGGAAUGUCUACAGUGGCAUGAACGAAUCAACCUUGUCCUAUGUUAGGCAGCUGGAGGCAAGAGUCAGACAGCUGGAGGAAGAAAAUCGCAUGCUGCCCCAGGUUGUAUGGAGGAAACUUGGAGAUGCUGCAGGUUCGUGUCCUGGAAUUAGGCAACAUUUGUCUGGGAACCAGUACAAAGGACCAAUGUGAGAAGCACUCUCUUUCGAACAUGACAUCACCACUGCCAGAGAGAUAAAAGAGAAGAGUGAUUUUCAUGAUCUUGGAGUAACAGAGUGAUUGUACAUUGCACAUAUUUUCCCUCUAAGACAUUUAGUAUAACUGAAGCUGUAUUUUAUGUCUCUCACUUAGAUGUUCACAACAGUCAGUCUCAAGGUAGUUUGGAAAAUCACCAUUUUGGUACCAAUAUUUUCAUUAGAACUGAAACAUUUUUGACUCUUCGGAUCUAAGAUCAUAAUUGGGAAAUCUGCAUGAUUGGAAGAGUCCAGUAGAGCCUCAGUGGUUUUGAUAGAAUUGAAUCAUUGCAUAUAAUGGUGGGAGUGUUCUGCCAUGUGGUUCAAGAUAAAAGCUGAUUUCCAGCUUCCCACGUUGGGAGUUGGUGACCUAGUUCUUAUAUUUUAGUCAAUAAGACACUAGUUCCUGAUGCAUUAUUAAUUUGGAUGCAAGAUAAGGUUAGGUUUCUGGGAUUUUGUUUUGACUUUUGAGGUGCUAAAAAUAACAUAUAAAUUUUCCUUACCAGCUAGAAAGGUAGCAAGACUUUGUAGAGUGCUUAUCAGAGAGUACCAUUUAUUUCAGUUGAUCAAAAUAAAUAUAUCUGUUCUUUUCACCUUGAUGUAUUGUUCAUGAAGACACAUUUUGGGGACAUAUCAACCUCCAUCUUCAUUCAGUGUAUUCAUUGAUGUUACUAUUAACAAUUUCAAGCAAACAUAAUUUUUCUAAGUGUUUCCAGCUGUGAGAUGUCACUUUCUACAGUUUAGUUUCUAGACAUGCUGUUAUAUUUAAUAAACUUUCUGUAAACUUUAAAAUAUUGCACUGCAUUUAUGAAAAAAGCUUUCUUUGCCUACAGCAGCUAUCUAACAUUUUAUGAAACUGACGCAUGUCCUUCAUUAUUGAAGCUAAAAGCUCUUGUUCAGAUUGCUUGAGGUUUGGAAAGGAGGUGUGCUAGCUUUGCUUAGUUUUCAUUUUUGGUUAUAUAUAUAUAUAUAAUAAUAGACUGUGUGUAUUGGAAAUGCUAUGAUAGGUAUUUUGUGUUUAUCCAAAUGCAAUGAUAGUUUCUUGUAUGAAUGUGCAAGAGGCCUGUGACAGAAUGCUAAGUUUUUAUUGUAGUUUAAGAUUAUAAAAGUAGGAAUGCAACAAUUCCAAGUUUUCAGAUUUCCCCUAAAUUACUCAGAUUUGAUUCAUAGCAGGUAUUCUGUUGUUGCUCUUGUUUUUAAAUGGGAUCAUUACACAUGUAUUAGUUGUUAUUGGUGAAGGAAUGUGAAGGAGUUUCAUUAUUUUUUUAACGUUAUUGUGAUGAAAAAGCAGCCCUCUAUUUUCAAAAUAUUUAUGAAUUAAUUUGCUAUAGAAUUAUCUCUCUAAUUAUCAUAAUUGGGUUACCAUUUAAGUUUUUCUUUUAAAAUGUUUUAAUUAUAUUAUUACUCUAUAAAAGAAAAUUGCUUGCUAUAUUUACACUUUCUCUUGAAAAGCUUUCACCCUUAAAUUGUUGUAUUCCUACACUCUGAAGACAUUUAAAACAAGUUUUUGUGGCUGCAGUAGAGCCUGCUGAAGCUAAUACAAGGAACACUGGUCUUUUGACAAAAUACUUGUGUAAAUUUUGAUACUGUAUUAAAACUAUUUUUUUAAAGUUCUGCAUAAAAUUGAGUAUCAAGUAUAUGUGUUCAUCUUAGCAAUGGUAAUAAAUUAUUUAAUCUCAA
Phacochoerus africanus (Common warthog) is the source of this 3821-nucleotide messenger RNA. It is a transcript of the gene CCDC85A, whose product is annotated as coiled-coil domain containing 85A. Gene Ontology annotation, cellular component: nucleus. Gene Ontology annotation, biological process: negative regulation of DNA-templated transcription. The coding region runs from base 715 to 2100 and encodes 461 amino acids. The record is from RefSeq and is a predicted model, not a curated record. Lineage: Eukaryota; Metazoa; Chordata; Mammalia; Artiodactyla; Suidae. The transcript is spliced from 4 exons.